This is a messenger RNA of Hyposmocoma kahamanoa, 657 nucleotides long. Its product is annotated as zwei Ig domain protein zig-8-like. The transcript is spliced from 5 exons. The record is from RefSeq and is a predicted model, not a curated record. Bases 142 to 657 code for a protein of 171 amino acids. Gene Ontology annotation, biological process: synapse organization. Gene Ontology annotation, cellular component: neuron projection membrane. NCBI's taxonomy places the organism in Eukaryota, Metazoa, Arthropoda, Insecta, Lepidoptera, Cosmopterigidae.
GCCGGCGGGGUUUGGAAAAUCAGAAAUGCCACGCAUUGACUUCGCUUCCUGUUUGUCGCACAAGCACAGAUAAUGCAUCCGAAUACAGGACACAACGACAUAAAACCGUACAACGAAUGGAUGAGGCAAGGCUGAAUCAAGAUGUGGCGGGCGGUUGAAAUGCCCAGUCCAGGUUACCGGCUCAAGGUCGGACUUGUGGUCCUCGUGAUCAUGGUAUUGGGGUUCUUCAAUGAAAGUCAGGGUACAGCGCAUUACGGGGAAGAUAGUGUGGGGUCGUUCCCGUACUUUGAGUACAACGUGCCUCGCAAUGUGACCACUGUGGUUGGCCAGACCGCUUUUCUGCAUUGCAGAGUUGAACAGCUUGGAGAUAAAGCUGUGUCGUGGAUACGGAAGAGGGAUCUUCACAUUCUAACAGCAGGGAUUUUAACUUACACGUCUGAUCAAAGAUUUCAGGUUAUACGACCAGACAAAUCCGAGAACUGGACGCUUCAAAUUAAGUUCCCUCAAGAGAGAGACGCGGGGAUCUACGAAUGUCAAGUCAAUACUGAACCGAAGAUAUCUUUGGCCUUCCAGCUUAAUAUUGUUGGUGAGUUUUCGUUGUUUCCUUUAGAAAACCAAGUUAUUUUUUUCAUUGUUGAAAUCAUAAGAAAAUUAUGA